UUCCGAUUUAACUUACUCACGAUUUAGUUUGUUUUUGGGGUCUUCACGAUGAAGGUCUUGAUAUGCUUAUUUCUUAUUGUGGACUACAUAGUUUGCGAGGUACCACCACCAUACCCAUCAAGAAUAGCUGAACCUCCUCGAACAAGAUACGGAGUUCCAAAUAGCGAACAAUUAUCCCAACCCCAAGCUGUUUAUGGACCUCCUAAAAAUGCUGAACCAUUAGAUCCAUUGUUUCGCCAACCACCAAAUCCAGCAAAAUUCCAGAACCCGAUAAAUAAUAUAAAUCCUCAAAAUACAGCAUUUCAGAGACCUCCGCAAAGAUAUUUAGGUCCACCAAGGUCUAAUGCAGUUGCUGUUCCCCAAACUAUAUACGGACCUCCUAAACCAUCUCACUCCGUUCCUCAAAUAACAUAUGGAGUUCCAAAUAAACAGAACGAGAAUAACUUUGCGGCAUAUCAACCAGAACCUUCAAGAAACUAUGGUAAUCCUAAACCAACUAGCUCGAUUCCCCAAACAACUUAUGGAGUUCCUGGUGAACAGAUAUCACCUCAGAAUCAAAAUAACUUUGCAGCAUAUCAACCUAAUCGACAACCAGAACCCUCAAGAAACUAUGGUACUCCUAAACCAUCUAGCUCGAUCCCUCAAACAACAUAUGGAGUUCCAGAUAAGCAGAUUGAAUCUCAGAAUCAAAAUAACUUUGCAGCAUAUCAACCUAAUGGACAACCACAACCCUCAAGAAACUAUGGAACUCCUAAACCAUCCAGCUCUAUUCCUCAAAUAACUUAUGGAGCUCCUGGUGAACAGAUAGCACCUCAGAAUCAAAAUAACUUUGCAGCAUAUCAACCUAAUCGACAACCAGAACCCUCAAGAAACUAUGGAACUCCUAAUAUUGAUUCCGCAACUUUAGAAGAAAUUAAACAAUUAAGGCAACUUAUACAGAAAAUUGAAUCACAAAGGACUGCUCAAAUAAUUGCUUCGCAAGCUUCUGUUGGUGAUAAUAGACAUGGUCAAAGUUUGCCAAAUAGAGAAGCAGGAAAUUUUAGACAGCAAUCUUCACCCGUAAGAGAACCAGAUACUUUUAAAAAAGAUAUAUCAUUAGGGUUCAAUCGUCAACAGGGUGCUAGGCAAAAUGAUGGAAGCAAUUUUUACUUGCCUCGUGAAAACCAACCUGUUUUACCAACCAAUUAUAUUCCAAGUCAAAAUAAUAAUGAGUUUAAUACCGGAUCUCAGGUUCCUGCAAACAAGCCUAGUAGUCCAGCAAAUUCAUGGAAUAAUUUGGAUUUACCGGGAACUAAUUCCGAUGUUGACGUUCAGCAAGUUGAAGUAACUCAAUUUGGUCCCAAUAGAAAGAUAAAUAAAAAUAAUGAUUUUGGUACAACGUAUAGACCUGAAAGCAAUAAUAAUGAGGGUGAAAUUAAUAAUAAUUACAUUCCUCCAACUACCACUGAAAAUCCAACUAUAAAUUUUUCUUCAACUUCAACGCCUGGUAACAUUUAUGAAACUCCACAGGAUGGAAGUGGCGAAUCCCCGAAUAUUGCAAUCGCUACUGCAGUUGUAGGCGCACCAAAUGACCAACAAUAUUAUCUGCUACAACCAGAUGGUCGAUACCAAAGGAUCAUUUUGCCUAAACCUCGAGAUCAAACUAACAAACAAAUUGGUCUUCCUGCCAAUUAUCAGCUUUAUCAAAACUUACAAGUUGAUCCAAAUGUAUUAUAUACUCCAUUAUAUACUGUUAUAAAUAAAUGAUUAAAUAAUUAAUAAAAUGUGAU
Molecule: messenger RNA, 1769 nt
Organism: Psylliodes chrysocephalus
Lineage: Eukaryota; Metazoa; Arthropoda; Insecta; Coleoptera; Chrysomelidae
Source: the annotation of a GenBank genome assembly